UGCUUUAUGAGGAAAAAGCAAUAAGCUUUAAACGGCGCUUCCCAUCUGACAUAUUCCGGCCUGUUUCUACUAUACAUAGAUACAUACACAUCACUUGUAUCUAUAUAUGCCUGUGUCUCUAUAAUUGACUACAAAAGCCAAACCAGUCAUCAAUACAAAGGACAAGGACAAUAAGUUGACACCCACCACUCCUGCUCACACACAUCAAUACUCCCCUUCCCUCUCUCUCUCUAAAUAUAUAUUUACCCCUACUUUCUCUCUCUAAACUUCUCUCUCUAGAUAAGAUAUUUGGGGCUGUGUUUGGUUUGAAUUUUUUUUUGUUUGUUGAAGCAAGGUAUGAAAGCUGGGCAUGGAGGUGGAUGAAUUUCAAAGACAGGUGAGUAAAUUCCAAAGGGUUUCUUCUAAUGGUAGUACUACAACUACUGAAACUUCUACAAAUCCGCAAAAACUAGCUACUAGAGUAGGGAACUUUGAGGUACAAAACCACGUAGAUGACGGCGGCGGCGGCGGUGGUGGUGCUACUGGUGCCGGUGUUGGUGGAGGAAUUGAUGUGGUGGUAGGCGGUGGUGGUGGCGUUGCGCGCUUCUGUGGAUGGCCUUCCUCUAGAAUAGUUAGGGUUUCUAGGGCUUCUGGAGGAAAAGAUAGACACAGUAAGGUUUUGACAUCGAAAGGACUUCGGGACCGCCGUGUCCGCCUUUCGGUGGGCACCGCGAUCCAGUUUUACGAUCUGCAAGACCGGUUAGGCUAUGAUCAGCCUAGCAAAGCCGUAGAGUGGUUGCUCAAGGCGGCGUCUAGCUCUAUCGAUGAGCUUCCGUCCCUCGAUCUGCCAAUAUCCGGUUCAAUCCCCGACCACCACCACUACCACCACCAGACAAGUAACCAAAAGAAGGUACUGGGUACAGGUACCGGUACUGGUUCCACUUUAGAAAAUCAUGACCAACAACUUGAGAGUAAUAAUAAUGCUACACAGGCGAAGUCGCCUGUGUGUAGUAGCACUUCCGAAACAAGUAAGGGGUCAGAGCUCUCGCUGUCUCGAUCAGAGAACAGACUCAAAGCUCGAGAACGAGCGAGAGAACUGGCCUCUUCGAAAAAGGAGAAGGAAAAAGAGAAAGAAACAGAUUCAACUAGGGUUAGUAUUUUGAACCAGAUGGACACCAACAAUAUAUCAAACAACUCAUCUUUCACAGAUCUUCUCACCGGCGGCCGCUCACCGAUGGAAUAUUUCUACAACCGCCCGCCUCAACAAACUCAAACUCAGUUGUUUCAACUGCCACAGUUCAACAUAACCACUGGUGACAACAAUAACCUGCAUCAGUUCUCUUUCUUUCAACAACAAGACAACUUAAACUUUUCAAUGACGUCACCGUCGUCUUCGUCCGGUGGUGUUGCUCCAGGUGGUUUCACUAGGGGGACCCUUCAGUCCAAUUUACCGUCAUCGGUUUUGCCUCAUCAUCACCACCUUCAGAGGUUUCAACAAUCUGCAAUAGACGGAUCAGCGUCAUCGAAUCUUCCGUUUUUCAUUGUUCCGAAUAGCGGUGUUGAUCAUUUUCAGUCGACAGGCGGGUACCCGCUUAGCUACGGCGGAGGAGUAGAUCAUCAGAAAGAUAAAGCUAAGAACUGAGAGUUGCAGCAUUGGCCUCUUUCCCAAUUUGGUCUAUGGUAUGGAAGAUGGAGAGAUGAUGGCGAAAUCACAAGAGAGAGGUCGCAGGGUUUUCUAAGGCGAUAAAUCUAUUUAUCAUGACAAUAUAUAUAAGUUAUUUGCAGUUGCACUGACAAUUAUUGAUUUAUCUAGAGGAAGGAUAACAUUGUACUUCCCUUCCUUUGGAUUUUGUAACUUUUAACUGCCUGCACUGGUUUGCUUGUGUUUUGUUGUGAGAUAGAUAAAUGUGUGAGAUUCUUUUUGCUAUUCUUCA
This is a messenger RNA of Helianthus annuus (common sunflower), 1913 nucleotides long. RefSeq names its product transcription factor TCP24. Lineage: Eukaryota; Viridiplantae; Streptophyta; Magnoliopsida; Asterales; Asteraceae. The transcript has 2 exons. Gene Ontology annotation, cellular component: nucleus. Gene Ontology annotation, molecular function: DNA-binding transcription factor activity; sequence-specific DNA binding. Gene Ontology annotation, biological process: regulation of secondary shoot formation. The coding region runs from base 350 to 1621 and encodes 423 amino acids. The record is from RefSeq and is a predicted model, not a curated record.